AUGAAACUAUUAAAAUUUCCUUUAGUAGUUCCUGAUGUCCAAUACAAAUCGUUAUGCAUAAUUGGCCCUCAUAUUAUUUUAGGAGGAACUAAUGGUCACGUGGAGGUCUGGAAACAUGAUUUAUUAAAUAAAGCAGCAUUUGUUCCAGAUGACAUUCCUAAUAUGGCUCCUUUAUUUCGAGGAGUCAUAUCUAAUACUACUCAACCAGUUAUCACACCGUCGGUCUCAGAUAUAUUGUUUCUUGGCGGAGAUGCAAAGAAUUUAUUUUUAGGAACAAAUAAUAAUGCCAUUUGUUAUAGACCUUGGCUGAAAAGUAUGAUACACAAUGCUGCUGAGACUAAAGAAGAAUUUUUUAAGGUAGAACCUAGUAGUAAAUUGCUGGAUAUGAAAUAUGAUAAGACACUAUCAAUUGUGUAUAUUCUGACAAGUAAACGUAUUGAUUCUUCAAGAUCUGAAGAGUCUAUUUAUUUAUUCAGUUCUAAAACCUUACAGAAACUCUCUGAAUUAAAACUCGAAGAUACUUCAAAUGCAAUUUCAUUAGUCAUUGAUUCCUUGGGCAAAUUUGUGUCGAUAUUGUAUUCAGAUCAUUCUGUCGGCUAUUAUAAAGUCAAUUCAAAAGGUCUAAUUAAAUUACUUUCUAAAUCAAAAGAUCAAUUUGAUGCUCAAAAUACACAUAAUAACAUUACUAUGAACCCUCAAGGUAAUUUAUUCCCGAUUUUUAACAAAAUUGAAAAUUCUGAUGGCUCUUUUGUUAGAAAGAUUCAACUUCUAGAUAGAAAUGAAGAUUUUGCUGUGAAACAUACACUUUCAUUACCAGCAUCAAUUAACAAUAUUGUAUUAAAAUUUUCUCCUGCUGUAUAUGAAAAGACAAAUAAAAAGGGUAUAAGAUCAAUUUAUAAUUUAUUGGCUACAUCUAGUGAUAUUGACGGUACUAUGAUAAUUUGGAAUACUAAAAGAUUUAAGCCAUUAUUUUCUGCCAUUAGUCUUUGUCCUUCGCCUCUAAAUGAUAUUAUUUGGACUGAUGAUGGUUUAACACUUUUUGCUGUUUCUGAUUUUGGUUAUUUAUAUACUUUUGCAUUUGAAAAAAAUGAUUUAGGUAGUACUAGCACCGAAAUUGAUUUAGAUAUUUUAAAAAAGAAGAACAAAAAAUUACCAUUUACUUCUACUAGAUUACAAAAGCCUUCUACACCUACACAAGUUGCAGAAAAUAAUAAGCAAUCUAUCCAACUUGAAACUAUUUCGGAAGGUAAUAGUCCUUCCAAAUCAAACUUAAACGUGGAAGAUAAAAACGUCAAAAAUAUUAAUAAUAUUGAACAAAAAGAUAUAGUAACAAAUACAACAGAGAAGAAAAGUAGAGUAGCUCCUGAAUCAAAAUUAGAAACAUUACCAGUCAAUCCUUCUCCACCCUCACUUAUUGACCGUUCGAAAGAUAUACCGAAGCCAGCAAGUAAUUCUAAUCAUAAUUCCAACCCACUUUCCAAAACUCUUACUGAAAAAGAUGCUACCACGGAGUCAAAGCCUAGUACUGAUGUAAUUUCACAAGUAAACCAGAAAGAGUCUACAAAUAAUGUUGUAGUAGUAAAAGACUCCAUUAAACCACUCAAAAAUGAUAAGCUCGAAAAGUCAAAAACCGCUUCUACAACUACCACCGCUUCUAAGAACAAGAAAAGUGCUUCAAAAUCAGACAUUAACUUACCCAAGCAGACUAAUCAAAAAGCAAAGCCUACUUCUAUAUCACCACAAAAGUCGAAAGCUACUGAACCAAAGCCAACAAAGACAAAACCAACUGUAGCCUCUGAUUUACAAGCAAAAACAGUUAAAACUGUCAAAAAAAUACAGCCUAUUAAGCUAGAAUCCUCAUCAAAAACAGGAAACUCUACUACGACGGAAAAUAGUAAAACGCUCGAUAAAGAUAAAGAACCAUCUACACAUAAGACAAUACCUAAAACUAAAGCUUCUAAAAGCAAACCAAAUAAUGUUGCCAAACCAAAUGGUACUGCCACAUCGGAAUUCAAUCCGCCAUCUUAUCAAGUACCUAAAGAUUUAAAACGUAAACCCAAGAAUGAAACUGACGGAAUAACUUCUCCUGUAAAAAAACAGAAACGUGAUUUAGAACCUAUAGAUUUUCUAGAUACUAGUUUAGUCUUUCCAGGUACAUCAUUUUCUCGUAUCAGAUUGGCUACACCAAGGAUAAAAAUGAAUAUUCAAUAUUCUCCUCCGAAUGAUAAUCAAUAUUUACUAGAGGUUAAGAAUGGUUUAGGUAAUGAACAUAAGCCAACAAUAGUUUCAUUAACUUACAAAAAAUCAGCGACUCAACUAUUUCAAGAUUUUAUUCCUAAACACAUAACUUUAUGUACGAGUGGUGAAUCAUUUUGGGCUUGUUGUACAUAUGAUGGUAUUAUUUAUGUGUAUUCUGAUACUGGAAAAAAACUUCUUCCACCAAUGAUACUAGGGGUUCCUUGCAGUUUCUUAGAAGCAUGCUCCGAUUUUCUAUUAUGUGUAACUAGUUUGGGACAGCUAUAUUGUUGGAAUAUUAAAGAAAAAAAGUUGCAUUUCCCAAUAAAUUCAGUAUACUCGUUAUUAAAUCCUGCGUUACGUUAUUCUGAUGAUGUCUUGACCAGAGCCGAAAAUAUCACACUUUGUGGUGUAACCAAAAAUGGUGUUCCUCUUGUAACACUUAGUGAUGGUGAUGGAUACAUGUUUGAUAAAAACAUGGAGACUUGGUUAUUAGUCAGCGAUAGCUGGUGGGCAUAUGGCUCACAAUACUGGGAUAUGAGCAAUUCUGUAACUUUAUCGUCUGAUGGCUCUCAUAAUGAUGAUGUUCAAAGAAAAGAAUCAACAAAAUCCCUAACGGCUGAUUUGCUGAAUAGCAUGAAGGACAAUCAUGAAAGUAUUGUUAGUUAUUUUGAAACUAAAACAAAUAAUGAAUUACAGAGAAAAGGUAGGAUCAAAAACCUACAAAGGCUAUUCAGAACUAUAUUAAUCAAGGAAGGGUUUGAAACUAUUGAAGAAGCGAUUACCUUAGCUCACUUAGAGAACAAACUUUUAAUUUCAUUAAGAUUAGAAGAAAAUGAAGAAUUCUCUAAGCUAUUAAUAUUGUAUUGUUACAGAUUAUCAGACUUAGGAUACACUGACAGAUUAGAAGAAGUUCUUCAAUGGCUAUUUGAUGAUGGUAAGUAUGCCAAAUCCAUGCUUGCUGGAAAAACAAGAGAGGAGCAUCUUAAGAAUAUUAUCCUGGCUUGUUCUGACAUAAGGCACAUUCAAAGGGUCACAACUAGCUAUGCUACAGCUCUAGGACUAGUUUCUGAUAUACUUUGA
Messenger RNA from Henningerozyma blattae CBS 6284, 3318 nucleotides. It is a transcript of the gene HIR2, whose product is annotated as Hir2p. Gene Ontology annotation, cellular component: nucleus; HIR complex. The transcript has a single exon. Gene Ontology annotation, biological process: DNA-templated transcription; chromatin remodeling; regulation of DNA-templated transcription. The record is from RefSeq and is a predicted model, not a curated record. Bases 1 to 3318 code for a protein of 1105 amino acids. Lineage: Eukaryota; Fungi; Ascomycota; Saccharomycetes; Saccharomycetales; Saccharomycetaceae. Gene Ontology annotation, molecular function: protein binding; nucleosome binding.